Molecule: messenger RNA, 378 nt
Organism: Cercopithifilaria johnstoni
Lineage: Eukaryota; Metazoa; Nematoda; Chromadorea; Rhabditida; Onchocercidae
Source: the annotation of a GenBank genome assembly
AUGAUCAUUGUGGUGGAUGGAAGGGUUCGGGAGCGCUGGGAGUUUACUCCAGAUGUUACGGGGCCGUGGGGAUAUAUACUCUGCUGUGAAAUGGGGCGAACAAACCGGUGCUUUGGUUCAUUGAGAAAAGGACGGGGCGAUGAUCAAUUUGGUGGAGAUUGCAGUAGUGAGUCUACUAAGCGUCGUGAAGCAGUGAGGCACAGAAACACCCGAGAGAUCCGUUACGUUACGAAGUUUGGGUCCAGACCGGAUAGAACAGCUGGGUGUGUUUUCCAUCGUUUUUCAUUACCAUGGGGUAUUGUUGAUUCGAAAAUUUAUCGGUCGUCAAGUUUGGUUUCGGAAAUUAUUGGAGGAUUAGCUCAGAAGCAGCAUUUGUAA